Vicia faba (fava bean) is the source of this 1281-nucleotide messenger RNA. The record is from the annotation of a GenBank genome assembly. NCBI's taxonomy places the organism in Eukaryota, Viridiplantae, Streptophyta, Magnoliopsida, Fabales, Fabaceae.
AUGGUUUGUCUACAAAUAUUCUCAGCAGCUAAUUUAUCUUCUUCUUCUUUGAGAAGUACAGUUAAUGCUGCUAUCCAUAUCCCUAAACUCCCACGUGUAUUCUCAAUCCCACAACUACCAAAAACAAAGCCCCUUCUUGAGGACUUUAUUAAUGUAUCCAGACAUCGUAUUAAUACAGAUCAAUUAGAAAAGAAUAGUGUUGUCCUCACCACACAAUCACAUGACAGGAAUAAAAAUGAUAUUAUUAUUAUUAAACUCUAUGCAGUCUUGGAAGCUGUUUCCGACAGAGUUGAAAUGCAUCACAACAUUGCUCAACAACGGAACAAUUGGAACACUCUUUUGUUAAACUCUAUCAACAUGAUUACUCUUACUGCUACGACUUUGGCUGGUGUUGCUUCUGCUGCUGCAACCACUUGCUCUGAUUCUUCACUUUUGGCUUUGAAACUAUCUUCUGCUCUUUUAUUCUCUGCUGCAACUGGUUUAUUGCUUAUCAUCAACAAAAUUAACCCUUCUCAACUCACGGAGGAACAACGAAAUGCUACAAGAUUGUUUAAACAGCUUCAAAGACAAAUCCGAACCACUAUUGCAAUAGGAAAUCCUAGUGAGGAAGAUGUCAAAGAUGCAAUGGAUAAGGUUUUGGCACUUGACAAAGCUUACCCACUUCCAUUAUUAGGAGCAAUGCUUGAAAAAUAUCCCGCAAAAUUUGAGCCUGCUGUUUGGUGGCCUUCCAACAAAGGAAAACCACAAAGAAAGAAAAUGGGGAAAAUGAAUAAUGGAUGGAGUGAAGAACUGGAAAUGGAAAUGAGGGAAGUUGUUGAAGUGAUAAAGAGAAAAGAUACAGAAGAUUAUAACAGACUUGGAAACCUAGCGUUGAAGAUAAACAAGAGUUUGGCAAUUGCAGGUCCAUUACUCACAGGCAUUGCAGCUGUUGGAUCUACAUUUAUAGGCAAUAAUGGUAGUUCUUUGGCUGCUUUUGUUCCUCUCAUGGCUGGUUCAUUGGCUGCUGCAAUUAAUAGUUUCGAACAUGCUGGCCAAGUUGGCAUGGUUUUUGAAAUGUAUAGAGGUUCUGCUGGUUUCUUCAACUUUUUAGAAACCUCAAUUGAAUCAACUUUAAGUGUGAAAGAUUUAGCGAAAAGAGAAAAUGGAGAGUUGUUUGAAAUGAAGAUGGCUCUGAAGUUGGGAAGAAGUAUAUCAAAUCUGAGGGAACUUGCAUCUAAGUCAGCUUCUUAUAGAAUGGAAGGUGUGGGUGACAUGGGUGAAUUUGCCAGCAAGCUCUUCUAA